CAAUGAUCCAUGUGCUAAGGCAGGGUCGCCUACCUAAUACCCAAUGUGUGCUGUUGGUUCAAUCAAGAUCGCUUUUCAAGAAUUUCAAGAAGAUUGUGAAAAAAAUCGAUUUUGAAGAGAAAGAUACUAAACAUCAUGAAUAUUCAAUUAGACCAGAUACUUUUGCAUUCAAAGUAUCUGCAGCCAAUGAAAAGAAUAGAUCCUUGCUUCAGCAUUCGAAUCCAGAUAAACCAGUGGCCCCUAUACCGAAACACCCUUUGCAAAAAGAUUCAAAUACUGAAUUCAAUAAUUUUAAUUUGGUGGAUUUUGUUUAUAAAAACAGUACUAAUUAUCCAUUUGAAAAUAAAACUCCCCAAGAAGUGUUCAAUACAUAUCCAUCAACCAACUCGGCAAAAUUAGCUCGUUUCAAAACCAGACCUAAAAAGUCAAAAAUGUUGGUUUCUGACUUUAUUGAAGAUUCUUUAUAUAACCCCCAUUAUGGAUACUUUUCAAGAGAAGUUGAAAUUUUCCACCCGGAUAAACCUUUUGAUUAUCAAAAUAUUGCAGACGUUGAUGACUUCAUGGAAAACUGGAAACAAGCUUAUAGUAAGUAUGAUGAAGGAAAUCUGAAAAAUCAAGAACCCAAGGAAAAAUUUCAAGCGUCCCAAGAAGAAAAUGUUGAUAAAAUAAAAUCAAAGUUUGCCAGACAUGCUAAAAAGAUUCAAAAAGACGAUUUGAUUGCAACAAAAUCCCAUUCUGGAAACACAAAUCGCAGAUCUUUACAAUUAUGGCAUACUCCAACUGAACUUUUCCAACCUUAUUAUGGAGAAAGUUUAGCGCGUUAUAUCUUAGUCAAUUAUAAAUUGAAUGGUAAUUACCCUUACAACGACUUAAUAAUCUAUGAAAUGGGUGGUGGGAAUGGUACACUCAUGUGUAAUAUACUUAAUUUCAUCAAGGAAAAUGAACCGGAUAUAUAUUUGAGAACGCAAUACAAAAUUAUCGAAAUUUCAAGUCAAUUGGCCAUGAAACAAUUUAAAAGUGCAAUGUCAAGUAAAUUAGUUGAACAAGGUCUUGAUGAACUGAAAUUAGAGAUUAUUAACAAGUCUAUAUUCAAUUGGGAUAAAAUUGUGGAAGAUCCUUGUUUUUUCAUUGCAUUGGAAGUUUUCGAUAAUUUCUCUCACGACUUGAUUCGUUACGAUAAUGCAACCGGUUUACCUCAUCAAGGUCAUGUACUUAUUGAUGAUCAAGGUGAUUUUUAUGAAUUUUUCACUCCUGAAUUAAGUUACUAUUCAAAUGCUUUUUUACAAUUACGUGAAAAUGGUCAAUAUCCAAUUUUAAGAAAUUCAAGUAGUUGGCUAAAUAAAUUACAAACUUAUAAAAGUUUAAUUCCUUUUAUAGAUAAAUCAGAUAUUCAUCCCUUAAAUUAUUCAUCCUCCAAAUUGAAAUGGCAAAAUUCAUUAGUACCUUUUAAAGAUGAUUUAACACCAGGUGAAUUUAUUCCGACCCGUCUUCUUCAAUUUUUUCAAAUUUUAAAACAUCGUUUCCCCCACCAUUCCCUAAUUUGUUCUGAUUUCAACACUUUACCUAAAACUAUUGGUGAUAAUUACUACAAUGCUCCCGUUGUUCAAACUGUUAUACAAGAUAGAAUGGUAGAUGUUUCCACUUACAUGUGUCAUCAGGGUUAUUUUGAUAUUAUGUUCCCAACUGAUUUUGAAUUAGCGAGUGAUUUGUAUAAACAAGUUACUGGGAAAGUUUCAAGAGUUGAAAGUCAUCAUGACUUUUUAGAUCAAUGGGCUGAUUUAGAAAUGACAACGACCAAAAAAAAUGAAAAUCCAAUGUUAGAUUUUUAUAGAAAUGUUAGCUUUAUGGUUAGUUAA
Molecule: messenger RNA, 1856 nt
Organism: Hyphopichia burtonii NRRL Y-1933
Lineage: Eukaryota; Fungi; Ascomycota; Pichiomycetes; Serinales; Debaryomycetaceae
Exons: 1
Cellular component (GO): mitochondrion
Molecular function (GO): protein-arginine omega-N symmetric methyltransferase activity
Source: RefSeq, a predicted model, not a curated record